AUGGAUGAACUUGAAAUGAUUCUGAGACUCACAGAUAUCUCCGCUGAUGGAGAAGCUGUAGAAUAUAAUAGAUCUGGAAAUCCCUUCAUUACAGUAUCAAGAGAUACAAAAACAGAAACUCGUGAAAGAAGAAAUAAUAGAUUAACCAGAGAACAACUAGAAAAAUCACAACAAACAUUAGAAGAGAGAUCUGAGCUUUGCAGGCGAAGAGUUCCUUGUCUUACUACCCCAGCAACCACUGCUCAUCAAAGUAGAGUUGCUUCGCGAGCAAGAUCUCCUGCAAAUGAACUAGAUAAUACUUAUGAUGUUUCUCAGCAUAGAGGUAGGACAAAGACAAUGAACGAAAAAAUGUAUCAAACUCGACAAAUUUAUUUAACCCAAUUAUUAAUCAAUAAAAAGCAAGCAGAUAUACAAAGACUUCAAAGAAUUCAAAAUAAUACGGAAUAUAAUACUAGAAAAGCUGAGCAAGAUGUAUCUGAUGAAGCAAAUGAACUUAAAAAUUCGAUGAACGUACUGCAAGCAGCAUUAUCUAAGAGCAGAAAGAUUGCAGCCGAAAAUGAAGUUCAAUAUUCUACACUUAAAAAGGAAUUAUUACAAUUGCAAGCUAAUUUUAAUGCUAAAUCUUCGAUUAUAUCAAAGAAUGAAGAAAUUCUCGAGCAAUACCAAGAAUAUGAAAAAUUCCUGAAACUUUUCGUUCCAGAAACAGUAGAUGAUAUAUUUAGUUAUUUUCAUCACCCUUCUGUUCUCAUUGAAGAAAUGGAGCUACUUCAAGAUGAAACACUUUCACUUGUUAAAUGUUAUUCUCAUUAUAUGCAAGCUCAAAAUGCAAUUAAUGAGAAAACGCAGAAAAAAGCCGAACAACAAGAUAUUGAAGAGCAACUUAUCGAAGCGAGUGAAGUCAGAACUAAACUAGCACCUCUUGAGGAUUAUACUCCUCGAGCUGCAGCUAAACAAAACAAUUCUUUAGAUCAAGAAUUAAAUCGAUUAACAAAUCUGAUCUCAGACACGUAUAAAAUGUGUUUUGGAAAUGCCCCAAGCAUGUCUCCAAUCGCUAUGCUUGAAAAAAUUGAAACCAAUUUAGAAAAUAUGAUGAAAAUUGAAGAAACUGUUUCAUCGGAAAUUCUUUUAGAAAUAAAAACAAAGAAGGAUGAAGAAAGAAAGCUAAAAGAACGUUUGGAUGGCCAAGAAAAGAGGCGACUUGAACAAUUGCGCAAAUAUGAACAGGCGCUUCAAAGAGCCAACAAGGCUAUACCAAGACAUGAUAAAAGAUUUCCAAAAGAAAGAAUGCUUCCUGGUACACGCGUUCAAAAAGUUGAUACGAAAUCAGAGAGAUUGGCAGCUCUUCGUAAGAAGGAAGACGAACUCCUAUAUGGGCCGUCAGACUAA
This is a messenger RNA of Trichomonas vaginalis G3, 1386 nucleotides long. RefSeq names its product cilia- and flagella-associated protein 100 family. The record is from RefSeq and is a predicted model, not a curated record. NCBI's taxonomy places the organism in Eukaryota, Parabasalia, Trichomonadida, Trichomonadidae. The transcript has a single exon. The coding region runs from base 1 to 1386 and encodes 461 amino acids.